This is a messenger RNA of Lagopus muta (rock ptarmigan), 5463 nucleotides long. It is a transcript of the gene CDH8, whose product is annotated as cadherin 8. Lineage: Eukaryota; Metazoa; Chordata; Aves; Galliformes; Phasianidae. Bases 3126 to 3902 code for a protein of 258 amino acids. Gene Ontology annotation, molecular function: calcium ion binding; cadherin binding. Gene Ontology annotation, biological process: synaptic transmission, glutamatergic; multicellular organism development; cell-cell junction assembly. Gene Ontology annotation, cellular component: catenin complex; synaptic cleft; adherens junction. The record is from RefSeq and is a predicted model, not a curated record. The transcript has 4 exons.
UAUACCUGAAUAACUGUUUUGAAUUAUUUGACUGACUUCAAGUUUAUUUACCAGUUUGUUCCUUGGGCAGUAUCAGUGUAGGUAUUAUAUUGAGUGGUACCUUAAUUACAUCUUUUACACCAUUCCUGGUAUCUUUAGUGUGGAUAAAAAGAAGGUAUAAUGUAUGCAAAAUUAAGAUCCAGCAAACAGCUCAUUGUUUUAAAUAAGAUUUUAAAGAAUCAACUGUAUUUGUAGUAAGUUGAAAUUCCAGAGAUAAACUCUAAAAUGAAAAUCUGAAACUGUUGAUAAAUAUCAUCAAAUGGUCUUACAGGGAUGUAGAUGGGAGAAUAAAUGGAAAUAUCUAUUAAAUCCCACAAAAGAAACACAUUUUAAGCCUGUUCAUUGUCUGCAUAAGGGUUCCAGAGUAUUUCAGUUGAGCAUUUUUACUAGAAAGAGGAAUUUGCUAAGUCAUCAAAGCCCAGAAAGGCACUUUGUAUCAUUGUGCUUUAGAGCUCUUCUGAAAGGGCAUGAUAUCAUUUUGUAGUACUACAGAAGUGGAAUUUCAUGCACAAUUGAAAAAAUACCCAUUUAAUAUUGUUAAACAGCAGCAUUAGACUGAUCCUUUUUUUUUGACACGCAUACUUAAAGGUCAUAUGAGAAAGAGCUGGGAAUGAUCACAAGAAUGUUACAAACAGUGCUUUAUGUAUUUGUACUUAAGUGAAUAUUCAAAAAAGUUCUUCCAUUUUGGAUUUUUGUUUUGUUUUAAAAUGAAUGUUACCCAGUUGGGAAUUUUAGUUAAGUUCACUCUAUUAUUUCUCUUAUUUGCAAGGACAGUGGAGGAAAUCCUUGUUAUAAUAUGUAUUUAUGCAGCAUAUGUGCACAGGUGUAAGAGUAAUGUAUUCAAUGUCAAAUAAAAAGAAACUGUUGCUUUCAUUUUUAUUAUUCUAGCCCUUCCAACGAAGAAGAAUGAUGGCAUCCUUUUUAAAUGCUACUGUAAAAACCUAAAUUCUUAAAAAUGUUUAAAUAUAUACAGAUUUUUUUUUCCUUUCAUUAGAUGUUUUCUCUUGCAGCAUUCACUAUGUAUAUCUCUACUUAUACCUGUACUUCACGUGGGAAAUGUCUCAAUGUUUUCUGCAUUUACUGAAGAUUAAAAAUUCUCUUCAAAAUCCAUUUCAUAAUCAUCAGUAGUGUAACAUAAAUUGAAUUAAGCAUCGUGAAUGUUAGGUGGCUUGCUUUGCAUAAAAUCAACAAAGGUCUUAGCAUUUCUCAUCAUGUUUAAAUACUUAGCUCCCAUAACUAAUUAGCUUUGUCCUUCCAAUCUGCUACAUAUUUAAGACUGACUCUUACUUCUCGUCACAGUGCACCUGACCUGAGUAGGAGUGAGGAACCUUUCUGUACAGCAUUCUAAAAAAAUAAGUCCAGUUUUAUUGCCACAUCACUACUCAGUUUUGCACUGAUACAUUUUAAUGCAUUUUAAUUGGUUAAAUAUGUAAAUAAUUUUAUAACUACCACCUGAAAUCUCUCAAAAGUAAAAGUCCACUUCAAGAGACUUUUCUGAUUUAAUCUUUCAUUAUCCAUUAAUAAAAUUUCCUCUACUCAUACCACCCUUUUCUAUCAAGAUCACUCAGCAAGUGAUUCAGUCCAUGGCUGAUGCUAGAACAUGAUCUCCCACAAGAAUCAGGUAUUCCUGUUAAAUCCAAAUCAGAGUGUAAUUUGGUUGAAGUGAGGUUUCUUGUCAUUUAAAUAUAAUAAAUCUCUAAUAAAUUAUUUAGUUAUGCCACUUAAAGACUGAACUUGGUCAUAUCUUUGUAUUGCAUAUAUCUGCCAGAUAAGCAUGAGCAAUUAUUUGUAUUGAAAAAGUCCACUGUGCCUUUAAAAAAAAAAAAAAAGAAAACUGAAGUGACAAGUCAAAAUUCUCCUUAUUCAUACUAACGCAUGUAUGGGCUGUCCAAAAGCCAGUUUGCUUUGUAAGGAAAUGCCUAUAACAAAACCUGUUCUGAUUUCUGAAGAAUUUUCUUUCUGAGGAUUAGAUCAGUGCACAAGCUGCUUAGGUUUGGAACUGAAAAACAUUUCCUCAUGCUGGUGGGCAAAUUUCUUCACAUCUUCCUCUGACAUCACAGCUUUGCCUUCCUCCCCUUUUCUUGGCCUCCCGGUGGAUUUCUUCAAGGCAGUAGAGAGUACCAUGAUGGCUGCUGAAGAAAUGCUAUCUUCUUCUGGAUCUUACAGAUUAAUUCCAUUAUGUCAGGAAAUCUAAUACAGAAAUACCAUUUUUUAUUUGCCAGCAUUAAUGAUUUUUUAAAUUUAUUUAAAUUGUUUUUCAAGUUUUGCCUUCCUACAAAAUUCUCUCCAGAGCAGAGGUAAACAAAAACACCCCUGAAGAGCUUUUCUGAAAUGGUAUUACCCUUUUGGAUUCUUACUUUGUGUUUCUGUUGUUAUUGUUGUUGUUUUGUGGCAUUUGGCAAUUACUUCUGUACUUCAUGAAAUAAUGACAUUAUUUAUCUGAUGGCAUUAGUAUGCAAACUAUGCAAUCUGGCUUCUUCUGUGGGAAGAAGACUAAUGCUCUGUUUCCAUCCUUCAUACAGAAGAAUAUUUAAGAGAAAUAUAUUUUGGAAUUUUAUUCUGCUAUUUGGGCCAUAACCACAACAAUUAAUUCAUUUAAUUUGUUGCCUAUGGGAUAAUUCUGUUGUUAAAUCUUUCCAGAUUGCCCCAAGGCAAAUUCACAAGAUACUUCAGUAAUUAACUGUGCUGCCCAAUUAUGCUACAAAUAUUCUGGUAACUACUUUGUCAUUAACAAAUAUGUUUACUGGCAUGACAAAAUGGUGUAUCUUCAUCAGAAACAAAAAUUUUAAAAAAUUAAAAAAAAAAAAACCACCAAACAUUUAUCUAAAAUUAUUUUAUAGAAAUUACCCCAUGAUUGUAGUAGAAUCUGUUCCUUUAAUUGAUAUACUGGCAUACUUUCUUUGUUUCCACUGUUAAACUUGCAUAUUUACAAUCUCUUCUGUGUAGACAGGAUGUCCUAAAAGAACCGUAGAGGCUGUAGUGCCUUUCCGAAGAUGCAGGGCUCCAGACAGACAGAUUCCCUCUCUCCUCCGCCCUAAGCCAGAAGUGAUCCACCAAGUCUUCAUUCGACUGGAAAGGCCAACCUGAUGAAUGAACCAGCAAGGAGGGGGCCAUCUGAUAAUACUCUCAGCAUUUUGGCAAAGCACAAUGGAUUCAGUCGGCAGAAACAAGAAGUGUACCUACUGCCAAUCAUAAUAAGCGAUAGUGGAAAUCCUCCCAUGAGCAGUACUAGCACUCUUACUAUUAGAGUCUGUGGUUGCAGCAGUGAUGGUAUUGUCCAGUCCUGUAAUGUUGAAGCAUAUGUACUUCCUAUUGGACUCAGCAUGGGAGCCCUAAUUGCAAUAUUAGCAUGCAUCAUUUUGCUAUUAGUCAUUGUAGUGCUGUUUGUAACACUAAGAAGACAUAAGAAUGAGCCUUUAAUCAUCAAAGAUGAUGAAGAUGUGAGAGAAAAUAUUAUUCGCUAUGAUGAUGAAGGAGGUGGAGAAGAAGAUACAGAAGCUUUUGACAUUGCAACGUUGCAAAAUCCAGAUGGAAUUAAUGGAUUUUUGCCUCGUAAGGAUAUUAAACCUGAUCUUCAAUUUAUGCCCAGGCAGGGUCUUGCGCCUGUUCCUAAUGGUGUUGAUGUUGAUGAAUUUAUUAAUGUAAGGCUUCAUGAAGCUGAUAAUGAUCCCACAGCUCCACCAUAUGACUCUAUCCAGAUUUAUGGCUAUGAAGGAAGAGGUUCAGCUGCUGGUUCCCUUAGUUCAUUGGAGUCCUCUGCAUCAGACUCAGAUCAGAAUUUUGACUACCUCAGUGAAUGGGGUCCCCGCUUUAAAAGACUUGGAGAACUUUACUCAGUUGGAGAAAGUGACAAAGAGACUUGACAGUGGAUUACAAACUUUUUCACUGUUGACUUAACGAUCAUGUAAUAUUCUAGGGCCACUGCUGUUAGUUAAAACUAAUGUGGCUUUUUGUUUUAGAGGCAAGUUUAGCGCCAGUCAUCUAUAAAAUCAACUACAUUGUAAUGUUGAACCAAAUAAAAAAGUAUAUGUUAGGAGGUUAAGUCUUGUGGAGUGUGAAGUAAAGUAUGUGGAGUGUCUAGAAGUCUUUGGAUAUUUGAUAUUCACUUGACCACUCUGAAGAUGGAGAUUUAGAUCUUUGAUUAUCUUCAGUGAAUUGAAAAGAAUGAAUUGGUGCUUUCUUAGGAAAUGGACUUGCAGGGAUUUUACUGUUGAACAGUAGCUCCUGCCAGUAUGUGUAAAGCUAAUGGUUUGUUUCUGCAUUGCCAACAAAGAUCCUGACUCAGAAAUGUUAAAAGCAAUAUCUUGGUCUUCUUAGCAAUGCUGAAUAGAAAUAGCAUUGGAAAUCCUUACUGGCUUCUACUGUGCAGUGACCAUGCAUUGUACAUACAGUAAUUGUUGGCCACAUAACCACAGACUGAAUAUCAUCUUUAAAUAUUGUGUCAAGCCUUAAAAUAUUCACAUGUUCUUAAUCCAUUCCAGUUAUGGGUAAUAAAUCCUACUCACGUGCAAAGAUUCAGAUGCAGGGGUCCAAAACCUUGCUUUACAAAAGGAGCUUUUUUCUAAAAGAAGGAUCAAUCCUGUACUUCUGAAAGGAAAGAAAAACUGUGAAAGGGGAUGGACUUACAUAUAUGAAAGAAUUACUGAUUUUAUUGCUAAAGAUCGGAUUUAUUUGUUUAAUCUUUGAAAUAAAUAUUUUAUCGGUGUCCAUUACUGCUUUUAUUUAUGAAGAUUGAUAAUCUAUAGAAUAAGAUUAUAAAGAAAACUAAAUUGUAUCAUUUAGAUUUUUUUCUAUAUAUAGUGAAUGUUUAAUACAUGUACAUUUUGAGAAGAAAAAUGACAAAUUGCUGUAGGUUAAAGCAGUAACCUCUCCAUUUGCAGUGGCAGAAUUUUAAGAGAUUGAUGGCAGGAAAUAAAACUUUCCCAGAAAAAAAACUUUUGACAGUUUUGUAUCUUCUUCAUAAAUCUAAUACCUGGUGUUUUUAAUACAAGCACAAACAGCUGGAAGUAAACUGGUUCAUGUGAAUAUUUAAACUAUAGACUUUUAGAAAUCCACACAUAACACAGUACAGUAAAAAAAAACAUGCUUAUAGUUCUCCACUGUAUUAGAGCAGGAACCAGUGUGUACAUAAUUUUACUGCUUAUGUUAUUAGCAUUUCUUUUCUAUAAUAUUCAUAGUGAUGCACCAGGGCUCUUGCACACAGAGAAAGAACAGCACUAGAAGUUGCAAGCAUACUCAAUUUGUAAUGCAAACUUGCCAUUUAGAAGUAGCAAUUGUAUAAUAAAACUAUGUAUUACAUGCAAAUCAUUUUAAUUUUCUACUUUGUUUUGAUGCUAUAUUACUGUUUGUUUAUUUACUCCAUGUAUUGUAUUCAGAGAAACUCCUGUAUUGUUUCCUACUUUGUGAAAUAUAUUUUUAUAAAUA